UUGACAUUGUCUUUCGUUUCUACUUUUCUUUUCCAUUAGAAUCCUUUCAACCUAUUAUUUAUUGUAAAGUCUAAAAUCGCUAUGGAAUCUAAAAACGAAGUGAAUUCUAGUGCGGAAAAAACUAUCUUUGACGCAAUCGGCCAAAAUGAUUUGUCCGAAUUUAAAAAUAUUUUAGCUCAGCACAAGGGUGGCGUCGAUUUCUUCGACGAAAAUGGUAUGACUGCUCUUCAACAUGCAGCAUAUAAGGGUAACAAGGACAUGGUGCAAUUGUUACUUGAUAGGGGUGCUAAUGUAAUAUCUGGUAAACAUGAGUACAACUACACGGCACUUCAUUUUGGUGCACUAUCAGGUAGUUCUGAAGUUUGUAAACUGUUGCUGGAUGCUGGUGCCCAGCCAACAACUACCAACUCUGUGGGACGCACAGCCUCACAAAUGGCUGCUUUUGUUGGAAAUCAUCAUACUGUUGCUACUAUUAAUAACUUCAUACCUCGCAGUGAAAUUGCUUAUUACUCUGUGCCACAAGGGCAACAAACUGAACCAUAUUUGCCUUCAAUAUUAGUUGAUCCUCUCCACAAGCUGGUAUUGGGUGUCAACAUUCAUCCUAUUCGAUUAGGCCUCAACUUGCAGCACACACCCAGCUUGCUAGAAAAUGCUGAUGCAGUAAGCAAAGUGCUUGAGAUGCUAUGCAAGAGAGAAAUGACAAGAGGCAGUGAAACCAAUGAGGUCAUGGCUUUUAAAUAUCACUACCUCUCCUAUAUUGUUAGAGAAAUUAAUAAUAUAAGAGAUAAACAGAAACCUAGCUCGGAAAAGGAAGAGAAGAAACAUGAUAUUGUUGAAAUAUUUUCGAAAAAACUGUUAAAACCAGGCAAAGAUGGUUACUCAUUAGAUUUGAUGGAUACAUUCCUGAAGGAUUGCGUAAGGGAAUUUCCGUACAGGGAGUGCACAACAUUCCACCAAAUGGUAUCAUCAUUGACUAGUAAAAAUCCUCCGCCUGCUUUAUCUGUUAUAAACUGCACUAUAAAUGGACAGCGUGGUUUUGUUGAUGCGAUUCCUUAUUGCAGUACUUGUGGAGAGGAGAAGCCGGCUAAGAAAUGCUCUAAAUGCAAGUCUGUGCAGUACUGCGACAGGGAAUGCCAGAGGCUCCAUUGGUUUGUUCAUAAGAAAGCAUGCAAUAGAGAAUCCAGUGCACCCAACUCUGGUAAUACAAAAAUCCCCAUUGAUACCAAUGAAUUGAGUUCUGAACUUCAAAAUCUUGUAGCUGGAUAAGCAAUUAGCGAAUAAUGUAAUGAAGAUUUUAUGUAUAACAGAUGAAUAUUAGUGAUCUAUUUCCUCAUUUUAAUAUAAUUAAAUGUGUAUGUAUAAAUGGAGCUUGUUGUUUAUAUUAUAACUAGUUAUAAUACUAUAAUAUAUUAAUAUAAUUGAACAAAAGAAAAAUGUAAAAUAAAAAGAAAAUGAUAGAAAAGCAAUACACAUAGAUUUUUAAAUUUAUAAGAAAGAAGUAUUGUUUUAUGUUUAUUAAGGUUUCAAAUGUAAAAGAACAACUAUUUUUUAUUCUGGCAUACCCCAUUCAAACAUUAGUCUUCAAUAUAUGUAUUUUAUGGUAACAUUUACUGCUACAGAAUAUCAACAGGCAAUACUGACUUCAUGUGCAAAGUAAUAAAUAAUAUAUAUUAUGGAUUACUGUACUAUAAGUAGGCAUUGUGCCUCAAGUUUUACGCUUCACAAAAAGUCCAAUUUCUUAGUUAAUAUUUAUUUUGCUUAUGUAGGCAAUUUGU
Messenger RNA from Achroia grisella, 1775 nucleotides. RefSeq names its product ankyrin repeat and MYND domain-containing protein 2. The transcript is spliced from 2 exons. Gene Ontology annotation, molecular function: protein binding. Bases 82 to 1266 code for a protein of 394 amino acids. The record is from RefSeq and is a predicted model, not a curated record. Lineage: Eukaryota; Metazoa; Arthropoda; Insecta; Lepidoptera; Pyralidae.